AUGGCUGAUAGAGUCGUCCCAUGGAACAAUCUUCCAACCGACUUAUUAGAGGCCGUAGGAAAGCGCCUCAAAACUAAAACCGAUGUCUCACGAUUUCGUGCCAUCUUCUACCAUCUAGUACCUCCUCCCAACAUAAACUCAGAUGAUUCUGCUUCGACUUCGAGUACAAGGGGUUGGGUGGUUAGGCUCAGGGAAGGAGAAUCAGGUGAACCUAGCAUGUUACAUCCACUCUCCUCCUCUUUCCACCUAAAGCGUUUGCCCAAGUCGGUGUUUCCAAAGCGACUAAACUUGUUGGAAUUUCGAGUAUUUGAAUUGGCAAAAACUUACACCAUGUACCACUCUGACCAUAGUGUUAGUAGUUACAGAGUGGCCAUAUCACUGAGCCCUGAUUGGCCUGCAAUCAUGGUUGUUGCUGCUGGAAAAUUAUACCACUGCAAAUUAGGCCCUGACAUUGAAAUGUGCACCAUGGUCGAUACCUCUGAGGUUUUUGAAGAUGUUAUUUGUUUUGAGGGAAAGUUCUAUGCUGUUUGCCACAAUGGCACAGCUGUGGUGGUUGAUCCUUCCUUGGAGAUGACACUGAUUGCAUCUCCGAUAAGUCCUGAUCAUGGCAGCAGCGUCCAUUGCGUCAAGAAUUUAGUGGAGUCACUGGGGGAGAUACUUCUAGUGGAAAGACACCGGAGAUACUUAUUUCCGGUUAAAUUCAGGGUUUACAAGUUGAAUGCAGUUGAGAGGAAAUGGGUUGAGAUGGAAGGUUUGGAUGGUAGGAUAUUGCGUGUGGGUGCUAAUAACUAUUGCUUCUUUUAG
Prunus armeniaca (apricot) is the source of this 804-nucleotide messenger RNA. NCBI's taxonomy places the organism in Eukaryota, Viridiplantae, Streptophyta, Magnoliopsida, Rosales, Rosaceae. The record is from the annotation of a GenBank genome assembly.